UCAAUAAUUAAUGAGAAGAAGAAAAACACACAUGACUCAUUUUCUAAACAUAUUUAAACGUAACAUUUAAACGGUGCACAGUGACAGAUUGUCAGACGUUGGUGUACUCUAUUAUCAGUUUAGCGUGUUAUUGUGAUAGCAGUAAUAUGUAGCGAUACUUGUUUAUCUCGACGAGGCAGGUUUUAACCUAGUGGCGAGCGGCGUAACAGUCUGAAUGUGUUAGUGCUGUAUCAGCUUACAAUUGUUCCCCCCAAAACCGAUUCGUUUUAUAGUUGUUUUAGCUUGAUUUUAAAAACUGCUGCCCCAGAGAUGGCAUCAGCAGCGACGACGGAUCCGGGUUUUAAUCCCGGAGCCAUAGGGUUACCAGAGUCUGUGGUCCCCGCUAGCAUGUUUGCUCCAGCGCGGGGAUGCGGCGAGGACGACGGGGCGGAGUGCUUCGAGGACGGGGAGAUGUUCAACGGCGAGGCCGUGGAUCUCGGCAUUGACUUCUCCAGCAAGCUAGCCCUGGUCAGUCCCAAUGGGGAACAGUAUGACUUACUACUACGGCAGCUACGUGAGAGGAUGGACGAGGGCUGCGGGGAGACCAUCUAUGUCUUGGGGGUGGGUUCAGAUGGAGGAGACUAUGGUUUGAAUGAGAGUGAUAUGCAGGCGUCUGUGGCCACAGUAAGGUCCAUGUGUGAGCAGAUUGAGGCAGACCUCAUCCUGUUGAGAGAGCGUGCCGAAGCUGGCGGCCAGGUCAGAGAUUACCUUAUUCGCCGUCGAGUGGGAGAAGCGGACUUCCUGGAGGUUAGGGUGGCUGUAGUGGGGAAUGUGGACGCCGGUAAGAGCACUCUGCUGGGUGUGCUGACUCAUGGAGAGUUGGAUAAUGGACGUGGCUUUGCACGACAGAAGCUCUUCAGGCACAAGCAUGAAAUGGAGAGUGGCCGCACCAGCAGCGUGGGCAAUGACAUCCUGGGAUUUGAUCAAGAAGGCCAGGUAGUUAACAAGCCUGACAGCCAUGGAGGCAGCCUGGAUUGGACCAAGAUCUGCGAGAAGUCUUCUAAAGUCAUUACCUUUAUUGACCUUGCUGGCCAUGAGAAGUACUUGAAGACUACUGUGUUUGGAAUGACCGGCCAUCUGCCUGAUUUCUGCAUGCUGAUGAUUGGAAGUAAUGCAGGAAUUGUUGGCAUGACCAAAGAGCACCUGGGUUUGGCAUUAGCUCUCAAUGUUCCUGUCUUUGUGGUGGUUACAAAGAUUGACAUGUGUCCAGCUAAUAUUCUUCAAGAGACCUUGAAGCUCCUGCAGAAGAUAUUAAAGUCUCCAGGAUGCAGAAAGAUCCCUGUCCUAGUCCAGAACACAGAUGAUGUCAUCGUCACAGCAUCCAAUUUCAGUUCUGAGAGAAUAUGCCCCAUCUUCCAGAUCUCUAACGUCACAGGAGAAAACAUGGACCUGCUGAAGAUGUUCCUGAACCUGCUCUCCUCCAGAAGCUCAUUCAAAGACCACGAGCCUGCUGAGUUCCAGAUAGACGACACCUAUUCAGUACCUGGUGUAGGAACAGUAGUGUCUGGGACCACGUUACGAGGGCUGAUUCGACUCAAUGACACUUUGCUUCUUGGACCAGACCCUUUGGGCGCUUUCCUCUCCAUCACUGUCAAAUCCAUUCACCGCAAGAGGAUGCCUGUGAAAGAGGUCCGCGGUGGACAGACGGCCUCUUUUGCUCUGAAAAAGAUCAAGCGCUCUUCAAUAAGGAAGGGCAUGGUCAUGGUGUCACCACGAUUAAACCCGCAGGCAUACUGGGAGUUUGAGGCCGAGAUACUAGUUUUACAUCACCCGACGACCAUCUCGCCUAGAUAUCAAGCAAUGGUGCACUGCGGCAGCAUCAGGCAAACAGCCACAAUCCUCUCUAUGACCAGUGACUGCUUACGCACAGGAGACAAAGCUACCGUACACUUCCGCUUCAUUAAAACCCCAGAGUACCUGCACAUAGACCAGAGGCUCGUGUUCAGAGAGGGAAGAACCAAAGCUGUGGGCACCAUCACAAAGUUGCUCCUGUCAACAAAUAAUCAGCCGUCAAACUCGAAACCUCCGCAAAUCAAGAUGCAGUCAACAAAGAAAGCCCCGGCUAGAAGAGAGGAUGGAGUGGCCCCGUCCAAUGAGGAGAGCGCUAGCACAGGAUCGCCAGCCGCCCAGCAAAACGUACCACAACAGGCAGAAAUGGAGGAAGACCCUCAAAACAAAGAGAACAAGCCAAAGUCUGGAGGCAGAAGACGAGGAGGUCAGCGGCACAAAGGCAAACCUCAAAGCAAUUCCACAGUGACCCUCGCUGGUGCGGUCGGGGGCUGCUAAAGAGUCCAGCUCACCCUCCAUGUUUUACUCGCGCCUUUCACCUGCCCACAAGGACCAGACCACUUUGAUGACAAGGCUUAAGAGUUCACAGAACCAACUUGCACAUUGUUUUGUGAAUUUUAAUUUAUUAUAAGAUGUGCGUGUGUUCGUAGACUGUAUAUACCAUAGAUUUUGAGACUAUAGGACACCUAAUGCAUAGUGGUUCUGUUUUGGCUGUAAAUGUCAGCAUAAGAAGGAUAAACUUUAAGUCCAUUCUUCUUGCUGAACAUGACAUCAUGUACUUGCUCUAUGACUGUCAUUCUUAUCACAUUUUUAGGAUAAUCCCAAUGGAAAUUAUGUAAAGCUCUGGCGGCUGAACUCUUCAUUAUGUAGCCAACUGUUUUUAAGGGACAAUUAACAAGACUUGUCACACAAUUGCGUUUAAUUUGAAUUAGCAUUGUUAUUGUGGACCAUGACGAUAAGAACUGGAUGCAUUCCCGAUGCUUUCGGUUGGUGUUAAGACCUGAAUUCAGUGGGGGCUGAGGACACUGUGACUGCAAAGUUAGCUGGCAGCUAGUUUAGUGUGAAAUGUGAAUUGGCAGUUAAACGCACAUUGAAAUCUAAUCACACUCAUUGCUAAUUACCUCAUAUUAGUUUAUUUACACGUGCCCAAAUCUUUGGUCAAGCUGAGCAAAUCACUCGAGUGUUUGUCAGGCCUUACAGACUUGGCUCAGGAUCUGGGAACAUACUCAAAUGAUCAAAUAAGAUACUUCAGACUACCCAGUGAAAUAUACACAGAGUAAGGGACGAAGAACAGAAUGUAGAUCUUGAGGUUAUAAAAUGUGUAUAAUAGUUCAUGAUGGGGAAACUUUACAAACCAGUGCCAGUUGUUCUUAAGAAAGAAAAAAAAAAGUUUUAUUAACCUUUUCUUCCAGCUGUGAUCUAUAGGCCUUCAGAACACUUGCUGUAAUUUCUUUCAGAUGGUUUUACUGUUUAUUGAGCUUUAGUAUUCACACCCUAGUGGCAAUAUGAUACCUGGACCAUUCUCUGCGUUUUCAUGUGAAACUCAUUUUCCACUACCAAUCUACAAAUAAACUGAUGUUCACAAUA
This is a messenger RNA of Sinocyclocheilus anshuiensis, 3414 nucleotides long. RefSeq names its product GTP binding protein 1 (gene gtpbp1). The transcript has 13 exons. The record is from RefSeq and is a predicted model, not a curated record. Gene Ontology annotation, molecular function: translation elongation factor activity; GTP binding; GTPase activity. Gene Ontology annotation, biological process: translational elongation. Lineage: Eukaryota; Metazoa; Chordata; Actinopteri; Cypriniformes; Cyprinidae. The coding region runs from base 310 to 2325 and encodes 671 amino acids.